AUGUCUGCAAUAAUAAAUAGUGUUAUGGAGACCUAUACUUAUUUAAUUCAUGACUUAGCUGAUCCCAGAACGAAGGAUUGGUGGGGAGUAUCAAAUCCUUUAGUGAUAUUUUCUAUUACGUCCGCAUAUCUAUAUUUCUGCAAAUAUCUUGGUCCAAGAUUAAUGAAACACAGGAAACCAUUCGAACUGAAAACUGUUUUGUUACUUUAUAAUUUAUUUCAAGUAUUCUUCAGUAUAUUCUUAACUUACGAGGGUAUGGUUUACAUAUUCGACAAAAGAUAUAACUAUGCGUGUGAACCAAUUGAUUACUCAAAUGAUCCUCGAGCAAUAAGGAUAGCAGGGGGCGCAUGGUUUUAUUAUAUAGCCAAAAUAUCUGAGCUUCUGGACACGGUAUUUUUUGUUCUAAGAAAGAAACUCAAUCAAGUGUCAUUUCUUCAUGUAUAUCAUCACACGCUAAUGGUCCUCGUGAUUUGGUUUGGAGUUAAAUAUUAUGCAGGUGGACACAUUGCUGUUAUGGGCACCCUUAAUUCUUUCGUUCAUGUGAUCAUGUACACUUAUUACUUGAUUUCUAGUUUGGGACCAGAAUAUCAAAAGUAUGUGUGGUGGAAAAAGCACGUUACAGUUAUUCAAUUGGUGCAAUUUGGCAUCGUUUUUGUCCACAAUUUUGCCGUUUUCUUCUACAAAUGUGACUACCCAAGGAUUCUCAACGUUGCCUGUAGCUUAAACGCUGUCGCCUUUUUAUAUAUGUUCGGAAAAUUUUACAUACAAAGCUACAAGCGAAGUUCUAAGAGCAAGAUAGGGUUGGAAACCCAGAAGGAGCCCUUGCUCAAAACUCAAAUCAACAAAUAUGAGGGUAAAAGAAAAACUGCAGAAAAAUCUCGAUGA
Molecule: messenger RNA, 885 nt
Organism: Arctia plantaginis
Lineage: Eukaryota; Metazoa; Arthropoda; Insecta; Lepidoptera; Erebidae
Source: the annotation of a GenBank genome assembly